AUGGCAGCAACUGAAAGGACACGGCUGCACAUCACACCUUUCAACCCGGACUUGCUGGAUCGCUACAUCUCACUGUCGCUAAAGCCGCAAGCGACGAACAUUUCAUUCCAUACGGUUGAGACUUUCCCCGAGCGCGGCUUUGGAUACGUCGAGCUGCCCACGAUGGAGGCGCAGAAGCUCAAGAAGAAGCUAAAUGGGAGUACAUUGAAGGGCGCGAAAGUCAAGAUCGAAGAAGCAAAGCCUGAGAAGAAGAAGCGCAAGAGCUCUGACGCUGUAGAGGAAGAUGUGGAUGAUAAGAAAGCGCGGAAGAAGGCGAAGAAGGAAAAGCGGAAGAAAGAGCAAGGUGUGAUACCUGGACAUGAGCUGGAGGAGGGGAGGAGGGUGAAGAGAGGCUGGGACGAGAAGAAUCCCUUGAGGACGUCGAGCAAGAAGGAAGAUGGAGGCCUAGAGAGCAAAAAGAUGCGUUUCAAGACUGUCGUGCCGCCGAACAAGGUUGAGAGUGUGGAGAAGGAGAAGAGCAAGGUCAAGAAGGAUAAGAAAGAGAGGAAGGGCAAGAAAGAGGUUGUGGUGAAGGAGUUUGCUAAGACUACGAAGCCUCUCAGCACAGCUACUGUUGCUUCCAGGAAGGGUGCGAGAUACGAGGAAGGUGUGGGCUGGGUAGAUGAGGACGGUAAUGUGGUCGAGGAAGAACAACCUCAGAAGAAGCGGAGACGCAGUAAAGCUGCGAAGGAAGCGCCUGAGCCUGAACCAGAAGCUGAACCCGAACCAGAAUCUGAACCCGAACCUGAGCAUGAGUUGGAAUCUGAUUCUGAAGCUGAGCCUGAAGCUGCGCGCAAACAGCAGACGAUUGCAGAAGAAGAGACUGGCCCAGCCUCCGAAGAUUCUGGCGCUGAGUCUGAUGGCGGUCAAGCUGAGCAGCCAGAGGAGCAAAACGAUUCCUCUGACUCUGACACGUCGGAUGCUGCUAUGAGCGAAGACGAUGACGACCAAGUCGAUCGUCAACUCAAACAAGCGCAGACGAAUUUGGCUUGCAACGCGGCGGUGGAGAGGGAGCAGUCCAAUUCUAUUCCCAUCGCAGACGCAUUUCCCUCUGCAGAAGUCGAAGCUGCGUCCGCCGUGGACAAGGAAAUCCAUCCUCUGGAAGCCUUGUUCAAACGACCAGCGCCGAACGCUGAAGAGGCUGUGAAAGCUAAGAGGCCUACGCCGAUCGACACAUCAUUCAGCUUCUUCAACAGGGGCGCGGACGAUGAUGAAGUCGUGAUUGAGAACAACCCUCCUCAAACGCCUCACACAAAACAAGAUUUGGAGUGGCGAAGUAUACGAUCAGCGGCACCAACCCCUGAUACUGCAGCCAUCGGCAAACGUUUCAGCUUUCCUUUUGCUGCUGAAGAUGUUGACAACGUUGAUGAUGUUGAUCAAGAUGAGGACAUAGACAUGCAAGAUGCUGACGAAGAAGAGGCAGUCACUGGAGCUGAAAAGGGCAAAGACGGCGAGCGCGAGGAGAGCGAAUUUCGCAAGUGGUUCUACGACAACCGCGGCGACUUGAACCGAUCCUGGAAGAAGCGUAGACGGGAAGAGAAGAAGAUUGCUCGGCAGAGGGAGAAUCGACGCCUGAGCAGGAGACUUGCUUAG
Zasmidium cellare ATCC 36951 is the source of this 1632-nucleotide messenger RNA. RefSeq lists its product as uncharacterized. Bases 1 to 1632 code for a protein of 543 amino acids. The transcript has a single exon. NCBI's taxonomy places the organism in Eukaryota, Fungi, Ascomycota, Dothideomycetes, Mycosphaerellales, Mycosphaerellaceae. Gene Ontology annotation, molecular function: nucleic acid binding. The record is from RefSeq and is a predicted model, not a curated record.